Drosophila hydei is the source of this 672-nucleotide messenger RNA. Its product is annotated as lipopolysaccharide-induced tumor necrosis factor-alpha factor homolog. The record is from RefSeq and is a predicted model, not a curated record. The transcript is spliced from 3 exons. NCBI's taxonomy places the organism in Eukaryota, Metazoa, Arthropoda, Insecta, Diptera, Drosophilidae. Gene Ontology annotation, molecular function: zinc ion binding. The coding region runs from base 86 to 466 and encodes 126 amino acids.
AGUUUCAUAGCGAGUCGCAAGCGAAGCAGACCUCAAGCGGAAGCGAGCAGCUGAACCAUUCACCUACUGAGCCCAGUUAGCGAGCAUGACAUCGAAAUCGAAUCUAUAUCCAAUGCCGCCAGAUGCCCCGCCGCAGUAUGGCGACCUCAACGCGCCGACGAUGAUACCGAACGAAACGCUGCCGCCCGCCGUGAUAAACGUGCAACAGCCGCAAGUCUAUAUGCAAGGUGGAGCACAAAACAAUCUGGGCCGCAUGCCCACAUUUGCUGUCUGCCCCUCGUGCCACGCCCGACAGCAGACGACAGUGAAGCAUGAGCCAAGCACCAAGACGCAUCUAUUGGCCUUGCUCAUUUGCCUGGUGGGCGGCAUCUGCUGCUGCUGCGUGCCCUACUGCGUGGACUCCUGCCAGAGCGCAGUGCACACCUGCUCCAGCUGCGGCGCCUUUGUGGGCACCUAUCAGAACUGAAGCUGAACAACAACAACAACAACAACAAAACUAAAUACUUGACAUUACGCAUUUUGUGCAAUGCCUCAAAGAUAUUUGACGCAUUUGCAACAUUGCAAACGAAAUUUGUAAUCGAAAAAUUAUUUUUAAAAUUAACUUCUUCAAUAAUAUCUCACAGAUCUGAUAUGGUAUUUGUAUAUGAGCAUGCCUGCACGAUAUAUGUGCUA